Molecule: messenger RNA, 3454 nt
Organism: Apis florea (little honeybee)
Lineage: Eukaryota; Metazoa; Arthropoda; Insecta; Hymenoptera; Apidae
Product: endothelin-converting enzyme homolog
Biological process (GO): protein processing
Cellular component (GO): plasma membrane
Molecular function (GO): metalloendopeptidase activity
Source: RefSeq, a predicted model, not a curated record
UUCCAACAAAUUAGUAAAAAGAUACAAUAGUACCAUAUCUUACGGAUGUUAAAACAUAUUUCAAGAUAGUGAUUGAAAGGAAGUGGUUUCAUAAUCGCCACUUUCUUCCUUCUACUAACAUUUCAAGUUUGAUUUAAUAGAAAAAAAAAAAACAGUGUUCUUAAUGCAUUAGUGCAUUAGUGAUAUUCCAACUAAAUAUUAGUGCAUGUUAAAUUAAAUUAUAAUUUAAAAUAUGGCUCAACGAGCAUCUUAUCAAAUUACUAACGCUGAAGAAGGCAAAGCAGCUCAACAAGAUCAAUCUUACAGAAGUUGCGUUUUAGCGUUGUUAAUAUUUUUAUUUCUCUGUAUUAUUCUAAUACUUGUUAGUUUUCCGUGGAAAACAUACCAUUCCGAUCAUCUUGAACAAGAAGAUGAAUAUACAGAAACAGCGCAGCAUCAUCAUCGCGAACAUCAAACUAAAAGAACAACCAGCUCGAUAGAAUCAGUUACAACUUCUAUGAUGGAUGAAAUGAUUACAAAAGAAAGAGAAACGAACGUUGACAUAUUUUAUGUAAAAAAUGUUACAAAUCAGAAUAAUAAUAAUGAUGAUGAUACUAAAUUUGAUGAACUUCUAAGUCCUGAAACUAGUACGAAAGAUCUAUCAAUUAUUACAACUCUGAUUACAGAAGAAAAUCAAAAAACAACUUCUAUAAAUACAAAUACUCCUGUGGAAAAGAUUUCUUCUAGCGAGAGUGAAAAAAAUAUAGAUCUAUCAAUAAUUACAAUUGACACAUUAUUAUAUAACUUUUCGACAUUUAUUUUUAAUUUUACGGAAAAUAGUACACCAACUCCGAUUACAGAAAAAUAUCAAAAAACGACAGAUAUGAUAGAAACAACUUCCACAGAUACGAAUACUCCUAUGAAAGAAGUUUCCUCUAAUAAGGAUGAAAGAAAUAUAAGAAAUAUUUCUGAAUAUAUAGUUUCUUCUUCUACAAUAUCAACUACAACAAAAAAUAACAUUAUUGAUGAUUAUACAGUUACAACUAUUAAUACAGAUACAACUGAUUCUAGUUCACCGUUUAAUAAUCAAACGUGUAUUUCGGGCGAAUGCAAAAAUUUGGCCAGCAAGAUAUUAUUUUAUAUGAAUCACACGAUUGAUCCAUGCGAAGAUUUUUACGAAUAUGCUUGCGGUGGUUUCGAGAUCAAUCCUCAAACUGUAGAAUUUAAUUUAGAAGAUGUAUCUUAUCAACGUAUCUUAAGACAAAUGAAGAAGGAAAAUGUGGAAAAUGUAUCUCUUUUUGCCAAAUAUUACGACAGUUGCAUGCAAUACGAAAAAAUUAAUCAAAAAGAAAGGAUAAAGCUAGCAAGAAAACUAUUAGAUAAGGUAGGAAAAUUUUACACUACAAGAGAUUUGGCUGAAAAGCAUACAAACUUUACUUUUCUACUCGCUACGUUAUUAUUACACAACAGCGCUUUAUUGUUCGAUGUCGCCCCAGAUCUCGACGAAUAUUCACCGAAAAAAUUUACUUUUAAAAUAGGUCCAACGACAUAUAGCAAUCCCUUCGAAAUAGAGGAAACUAACGAUCUUUGUUAUGCGGAUCAAUUGGAAAGAGAAAAAGAAACGGUGGAUUUAGGAGAAUUGUACAGGGAAUACAAAACAUGCAAAAAAAAUACGACAAAAUUUAUUGACUCCAUCUCGGAAGCUCUUACAGCAUUUGGAAUAUUCAAUGAAUUGAACAAUUCGUACAUCUCUCAAUUCAUAAGUAGUACAUGCAUUAAUAUCGAUUUUGAAAUAGUAAAAGGAUUUUUUGCGAAUUUUCCUUCCCAAGAUAAGAUUCGCGAGGCAUAUCUUAUGAAAAAUUAUAGCCGUAUCACUAUCGAGGAAUUGCAAAACAAUUUUAAAAUGAUAAAUUGGACGCAGCAUUAUUUUUUAACGGAGCAACAUAUUGAAGAGAAAGUAAAGGUACGUUACUUUUACGAUGAACUAGCUAAAGGAUUGAAAAGUUUGGAAGAAUUUGAAAAAAAAGAUCCAAUGACAUUAUACAAUGCAUUAUUAGGAUUGUAUGCACGCAAUCUUUAUCACGAGUUAGUUUUAUCAAAACAUCUAGAUGUUAAAAAAUAUUGCCUUCGCGUAGCUGCUAAUGUUUUAAUCCCGGAAGCUUCGAAUUUAUAUAUUUCUUCGUUUUCGAAAGAUGAACUUAUUUAUAUAAAUGAAACUAUACAUAGUAUAUUUGAGAAACUUAAAGAGACUCUAAAAUUAAACAUUAAAAACAAAAAAUGGAUUACACAAAAAGAUCGUCUUGCAUUAAUUACAAAAAUAAAUAAUCUUAAAGUUGUCCUACCCGACAUUUCUUAUUUUAAUAAUAAUGAAUCAAUUUAUAUAAGAUAUCAAGCAAACAAGGUAAAUUUAUCGAAUAAUUACUUAGAAAAUUCAAUAAUUUUAAUGCAAAGAUAUCGAAAAUUAAUCUAUGCACAAGUUUUUACAAAUCCAGGAGAUCCUGAACAAAUAUGGACGCAUUAUGCAAAACUAUACCAAUCUAAAGGAAUCGCGAUUUAUGGAUUAAAUCUCAUUGUGAUACCAUUUGGUAUAAUCGACUGGUCCAUGAAUUAUAAUGAAUUUUCAUUUGAUUACAUAAAAAUGGCGACAAUUGGUAACAUAAUUGCACACCAAAUUGCUCAUCACUUUGAUGCAAAUGGUAUUUAUUAUUGGAAUGGAACUCGCGAUGCCAAGAACAGUUUGUUAAACGAUGAUAAAUCUAGAUAUAAUUUUAAUGAAUAUAUUAACUAUCACCGAAAUGAUCAAAAUUCUAGGAGUAUGAUAUUAUCAUUUACUGGACAAAACGUAAACUAUGAGAUUUUGCAAUUGACUCUAAAUGAACGUCUGUCCGAGAUAACGGGACUAAGAUUAGCCUACGAUACUUUGGCUCGAUUGAGAUCUAAAAAAGAUUAUCUUCCAUGGUUAGAACUUGAUUUCAAUCAGUUAUUCUAUCUCACCUAUGCUCAGAUGUACUGUACGAAGUCACCACUUACGUCAUCGUAUAUAUCAUUAUAUGAGAAUGAACAGUUACCAAAUCGGAUUCGUAUUUUUGUCUCCGCAUCAAAUAAUAUGUUUCUCGGCAAAGCUUGGAAUUGUCCGCAAGGUUCACGAAUAAUGCCAAAUAUUCCAUAUAUUGAAUGCAAAGUAUUUCCAUAUUUAUGCGACACAGCAGAAUAAUAUAAUUACGCAAUUAAAAUGCGUAAAUAAUAUAACGAAUAUUUUAUAAAAAUUUUAUAAAAAAACGUGAGUUAAGUGGUAACAACGCUUUUCAUUUAUUCUCAGGAACAUUUUUUUUCAUAACAUUCACGCGCAAACGAGCGUAGUAUUCAAAAACCAGACAAACUCAUGUAUUCAUUAAAUCCAUUACAUCCAAAACUUCUAUUGUACGAUGUUAUAAUGUGACUAGAAAAUUUAACAAUAUAAAUAAUUCACCCUUUA